AUGGCAGAAGGAUUUCUUGCGUGGGACUUAUUAAAUCUGGAGCAUCGAAUAUUAACUGCUCUCAGGUUUUAUGCCGUCGGCUAUUACCAAGGUGCAAUCGGAGAGCAAUGGGAUAUUGCAAUCUGUGAUCCCGAGUUAAAAAUAUUAAAUGUAAACGCACGAUAUCCUGGCACACGACAUGACGCAUACAUAUGGUCGAACUCUCCCAUACAUCGUAUCAUGGAACGACGAUUUAACAAUGGAGAACGCAAUACUUGGUUAAUUGGUGAUGAUGGUUAUAAUCUUGAACCUUGGCUGAUGACUCCCUUGAAGCACGAAAUACCUGGUUCUCCACGAUUUCGAUAUAAUAACAAUCUUUGUAGUGCAAGGUCAUGCGUAGAACGCUUGUUUGGUGUGUGGAAAGCGGUAUUUAAAUGUUUAUCAGUGCAGAGGCGAUUAAUGUACAAGCCAGGCAUGGCUGGUAAGAUAAUGUUGAAGAUAACGAAAGAGAACGUAUCUUUCGAGGACGAGCACAUGCAAUUCGCAUACAAGAAAACCUAA
Messenger RNA from Harpegnathos saltator (Jerdon's jumping ant), 540 nucleotides. RefSeq names its product putative nuclease HARBI1. The transcript has 5 exons. The coding region runs from base 1 to 540 and encodes 179 amino acids. Lineage: Eukaryota; Metazoa; Arthropoda; Insecta; Hymenoptera; Formicidae. The record is from RefSeq and is a predicted model, not a curated record.